Messenger RNA from Betta splendens (Siamese fighting fish), 1912 nucleotides. RefSeq names its product SVOP-like (gene svopl). Lineage: Eukaryota; Metazoa; Chordata; Actinopteri; Anabantiformes; Osphronemidae. The transcript is spliced from 16 exons. Gene Ontology annotation, biological process: transmembrane transport. Gene Ontology annotation, cellular component: membrane. Gene Ontology annotation, molecular function: transmembrane transporter activity. The record is from RefSeq and is a predicted model, not a curated record. Bases 387 to 1886 code for a protein of 499 amino acids.
GUUUGGCCCUCGUCGGGCUCCGUAUCUGAGACGUGGCCUCUUCCUGGUUCACCUGGAUACAAGGUGAAGCUGCCGCUGUUCGUCAGGUGCGGGAUGCAGCAUGACGGAGGGGACGGUGUGUGAGAGCGUCCUUCGAUGAGCUAAGUCCACACGCGAACGAACCGAACCAUUGGACUGCGGGACCGGCCGCUUAGGUUUUGUGAGUAGUUAGAGCUGCCCAGCAGAACUCUAACUCACCUGGAGAGACGGAACCAACCUGCAGCUGCGUCACGGCGAAGUGAAGAAAACAACGCGAAUGUUGGUAAACAUUUAUGGUGAAAACGUCAGACAGCUGCGUCUAGAGACCGCGGCCACCGAAGAUACGCGUGACGUCAUCGACCACACUGAUGGCUGACAGCAUGAAGACGCAGCUGGUGAGUGCCAUCCACCUGCAGGAGGUGGAGCUGGAGGAGCAACCUGCAGGCAGCCAGCUGGACCCCAAGGACAGCAGCAACGCUCCUGAGCAGACGUUCACUGUGGAGGAUGCUGUGGAAACCAUCGGCUUCGGUCGGUUCCACAUCCUGCUCUUCUUCAUCAUGGGCAGCGCCAGCAUCGUGGAGGCGAUGGAGAUCAUGCUGCUCGCCGUGGUUUCUCCUGAGAUCCGAUGUGAGUGGCGCCUGAACGACUGGCAGGUCGCCCUCGUGUCCACCAUGGUGUUUCUCGGGUUCAUGGUCUGUGGAGUUCUGGGCGGAUACAUUGCAGACAGAUACGGACGCUGGAAGGUGGUGUUCGGCGGAUUCGUGUGGAGCGCCUACUUCUCCCUGCUCACCUCGUUCGCCCCGUCCUACGGGUGGUUCAUCUUCCUGCGCAGCAUGGUCGGCUGCGGCGUGGCCGGUGUGUCCCAGGGGUUUGUCCUGAAGACGGAGUUCAUCCCAGCCAAGUAUCGGGCCUACCUGCUGCCUCUGGCCAGCAUCUUUUGGAUGACGGGCUCGAUGCUGAUCAUCGUCCUGGGGAUGCUCGUGGUUCCAACUCUGGGCUGGAGGUGGAUGAUCCGCAUCUCCGUGACGCCCAGUGUCCUCCUUAUCUUCCUCUUCAGGUUCAUCCCGGAGUCGGCUCGGUACAAUGUGUCUGCAGGAAACGUGCGCGCAGCUGUGAAGACUCUGCAGUGGAUCGCUGAUAUGAACAGAGCCUCUCUUCCUCCGGGACGGCUGGUGGAACCCACUGUGAACGAACGAGGCAGUUGGAGAAUCCUGCUGAAUUCAUCGUUCAGAAGGACGUCGCUGCUGCUCUGGUACUCAUGGUUUGUGGCGUCGUUUUCUUACUACGGAUCCGUGCUGAGCAGUUCAGAACUGCUGGAGAAGAACCUGCUGUGUGUGACGGAUGCUGACCCAGAGCAUCAGGUCAAACACGUCCAUGAAGACGGACUGUGUUUUUGCAUCCCCUUCGGACCUGGAGACUACCGGACGCUGCUCAUCAGUUGCCUGGGAGAGGUGGCGCUGGUUCCACUCAACAUCUUUCUGCUGAACGUGUUGGGGCGGAGGCUGAGUCUGACGGUUCUGCAGCUGCUGGCAGCUGUUUUGUUCAUGAUGGUCAACAUCUGCACCACGAUGUUUGGGUUCACGCUGCUGCUGUUUUUGCUCAGGUCAUCGGUGUCCAUGAACUUCAGUGUGGUUUAUAUUUACACCGCUGAGGUGUAUCCCACUGCAGCGCGGUCUCUUGGGAUGGGAUUCUGUACAUCGUUUAGUCGCAUCGGAGGAAUGAUAGCUCCCUUCAUCGCUCAGGUGCUGAUGUCUCGCUCAGUGGUUCUGGCUCUCAGUCCGUUCGCGGUGGCCUGUGUGGUUUGUGGUCUAGGAAACUUCCUGCUGCCCAUAGAAACUAAAGGACGAGCUCUGCUGCAAAACUCCUGAUGGCACCAACCGUCACUGUUUAUGAC